AUGACUGCUUUUGGAAAACACUUUACUAUUGUCGUCUUUGGAGCCAGUGGUGACUUGGCUGCUAAGAAGACUUUCCCUGCUUUAUUUGGAUUGUUUAGAGAAAAGCAAAUGAGUCAUGAUGUCCAAAUCAUUGGUUAUGCUAGAUCCGAUUUGCUGGAAGACAAGUUUCAUGCAAAGAUUUCUCAACAUUUCAAAGGUGGUGAUGAGCAAACAAAGAAGGAUUUCUUGAAACUCACUUCGUAUGUUAGGGGCCAAUAUGAUACUGAUGAAGGUUACAAGAAAUUGGAAGAAAGGUGCCAACAGUAUGAAAAACAACACGGCAUAGAUAAACCACAAAGGUUAUUCUAUUUGGCUUUGCCACCUUCUCAAUUUACUGAAGUUUGUGAACAAAUCAAGAAGAAUGUUUAUGCAGAGCAUGGAAUUAUCAGAGUUGUCAUUGAAAAGCCAUUUGGUCAUGAUUUGGAGUCGGCAAGAGAACUUCAAAAGUCAAUUGCCCCAUUAUUCUCUGAAGAUGAAAUUUAUAGAAUUGAUCAUUACUUAGGUAAAGAAAUGGUUAAAAACUUGUUGGUUUUAAGAUUUGGUAACGAGAUUUUUAGUGGUGUUUGGAAUAAAAAUUUCAUUUCAUCAAUACAAAUUAGUUUUAAGGAACCAUUUGGAACUGAGGGAAGAGGUGGUUACUUUGAUAACAUUGGUAUCAUUAGAGAUGUUAUGCAAAAUCAUUUAUUGCAAGUUUUAACUUUGUUGACUAUGGAAAGACCAGUCUCAUUUGACCCUGAAGCUGUUAGAGACGAAAAAGUUAAAGUUUUGAAAGCAUUUGAUGCUAUAAGCACCGAAGAUAUCAUUCUUGGUCAAUACGGAAAGUCUGAAGAUGGUAAAAAACCAGCUUAUGUUGAUGAUGAUACCGUUUCUAAAGAUUCCAAAUGUGUCACUUAUUGUGCAUUUUCAGUCAAUAUUCACAAUGAAAGAUGGGAUGGUGUACCAAUGGUUUUGAGGGCUGGUAAAGCUUUGGAUGAAGGUAAAGUUGAAGUGAGAAUUCAAUUCAAACCUGUUGCUAAAGGAAUGUUCAAAGAUAUCCUGAGAAACGAAUUGGUUAUCAGAAUCCAACCUGAUGAAGCAAUUUACUUGAAGAUCAACUCAAAGAUCCCUGGGGUAUCAACUCAAACUUCCUUGACUGAUUUGGACUUGACUUAUUCGAAACGUUACUCCAAAGAUUUCUGGAUUCCGGAAGCUUAUGAGUCUUUACUUAGGGAUGUUUUCCAAGGAAACCAUGCAAAUUUUGUUAGAGAUGAUGAAUUGGAUGUCUCUUGGAAAUUAUUCACGCCGUUAUUAGAAGCUAUUGAAGGUGACAAGAAUUUGAAGUUGGACAUAUAUCCAUACGGUUCCAAAGGACCAAAGUCAUUGAGGCAAUUCUUGUUGAAUCAUGGAUAUGUAUUUGAUACUCCUGGUACUUAUCAAUGGCCAUUGACUGAACCCGAUGUCAAGGGCAAAAUUUGA
Messenger RNA from Lodderomyces parapsilosis, 1494 nucleotides. RefSeq names its product glucose-6-phosphate dehydrogenase (gene ZWF1). Gene Ontology annotation, cellular component: cytosol. Bases 1 to 1494 code for a protein of 497 amino acids. The transcript has a single exon. NCBI's taxonomy places the organism in Eukaryota, Fungi, Ascomycota, Pichiomycetes, Serinales, Debaryomycetaceae. The record is from RefSeq and is a predicted model, not a curated record. Gene Ontology annotation, biological process: glucose metabolic process; pentose-phosphate shunt, oxidative branch. Gene Ontology annotation, molecular function: NADP binding; glucose-6-phosphate dehydrogenase activity.